Molecule: messenger RNA, 798 nt
Organism: Hevea brasiliensis (rubber tree)
Lineage: Eukaryota; Viridiplantae; Streptophyta; Magnoliopsida; Malpighiales; Euphorbiaceae
Product: transcription factor MYB1-like
Exons: 2
Coding region: 84-530 (148 amino acids)
Source: RefSeq, a predicted model, not a curated record
UACUCAGUUUGGAAACAUAAUCAAACCAAUAGUUAUUAGCCUUUCCUUUCAAAAGACAGAGAGAAAGAGAUCUAGAGAGAGAGAUGGAAAGAACAUCAUCUUCCUCUUCAAAGGAAGGAUACAACAGAGCAGCAUGGACUGCUCUUGAAGACAAAAUGCUAAUGGAUUACGUCUCCAUGCAUGGUGAAGGAAAAUGGGAUAGGGUUGCCAAAAAAAUAGGUCUAAGGAGAUGUGGAAAGUGCUGCAGGCUUCGUUGGUUGAAUUACCUGAAACCUGGAAUAAAGAGAGGGAACUUCUCAGAAGAUGAAGAAGAACUCAUUAUCAGGCUCCACAAGCUCUUAGGCAACAGAUGGUCUCUAAUAGCAGGAAGACUUCCAGGCAGAACAGAUAGCGAAAUAAAAAAUCACUGGAACGCUAAUUUAUCUAAGACGGCGAAAGUGUUGCAAUUCACCUUGCCUAAACUUGACAAGCAAAAACAACCUCCACCUUCAUUCACAGCAGAAACCCAGAAACAAGAUGUACUCAACUAGUUAAUGUGGCAUUGUAACCAUUACCAUAUCAGCAAAUGUUACAAGCUACGAAACUGAAAAAUCACCAUUGCAGCUGUGUGGGGAGGAAGAAUUUCAAAUGAUUGUAAUGUGGAAGAUUUUUUCAAGAUUAUUCAUUCAGAAUACUUUACAAACGCAAUGGUUCGAUUGUGUGAUUUUUUUUUCUAUUUUUUUUUUAUCACAAUGUAACUUAGCCUAUAUAUAUAUAUAAUGGAGGAAAAUAAUGUAUUCAGUCUGGGCAUUUACACAA